Mercenaria mercenaria is the source of this 5190-nucleotide messenger RNA. RefSeq names its product von Willebrand factor D and EGF domain-containing protein-like. The coding region runs from base 111 to 4607 and encodes 1498 amino acids. The record is from RefSeq and is a predicted model, not a curated record. NCBI's taxonomy places the organism in Eukaryota, Metazoa, Mollusca, Bivalvia, Venerida, Veneridae. The transcript is spliced from 29 exons.
GGACUAAACGCGUAUACUUCAUUACAUCUUGAACCAAAACAAAAAAUAAAUGGAAAAUUUAAAAUCGUCUUUGGCAAACAUGUUAUAGUUAUAUUGUAAAUGACUGAACAAUGACAGAAAGAAUUAGACAUAGUUUAAUUUCAGCUUAUUCAAAAUUUUGUAAUUUUGUUUUCUUUGUAUAUUACUAUGUCGAAGCAAGACCAUUCAAAAGCCCUGACUUCGUGAGCCAGUGGUAUUACAUAAAUGCUGCCCCCGGACAAGAUCGAAUUGAUGUCUACCAUCACUUACGGGUUACACCAGCUUUCGUCCAAGUUCAAGUCAGAAGUGAUUCUGCGAACAACAACGGAUACAUAUUUCCCGGAAUAGGACUUGUUCCACGUGACGACGACGAGGCAAUUCCGUACGCAGCUGUUUCAUAUAUCUACAAUGAAAGAAUGGUUACCAUAUCAGCAAUGAGUGAAAAUAAUAAUAACCGUGGAAGAGUUUUGUACACAGAGAAUAGCAAGUACUGGGAUGGUCCAAAUGCUGACGACAGCUACGAUGGUUACGUGAGGGUCAGAGCCUGGAAACUUUCAUCAUUUCCAAAACCAGACUUCAAAAUUGAUGGUUUUAAUAUAACAUCAUCAUGUGCAGUUGAAACAGACUGUUUUUAUGAAAAGAUUCACGACUUGAAAGAAUAUCCAAGUAUGGUGAUCGUUCGUACAAAAUUAUCCAAUCCGAACUCGGACUUUGAUGGUUUCAUGUCUGACGCUGUUGGCUCUGGACAGGUGACCUAUGAUAAUGAUAUUGGUAAACAUAGCGGUUAUGUUUUAUUUGGUUUUGAUAUGGAGAGCAUCCGAGUGUGGACAGAUUCUUCGAAAGGCCGCAAUAUAUUCAACGGUGCAGACGGAAGCGCAUUUGAUACAGAAUUUACUUCCGGUCAGUUGGAGAUAUAUGCCUGGAAGCAAGCAACACUGACACCAACAUCCGUUGAGACAAUUCAGUUAGGAGUUGUUCCAGGCAGCGAGUUUGACAAUGAUAAACAUAUUGCUAUAGUAUCUCCAACUGAAAAUAUAGUCAUAAACCUUUGGGCUGAGGCCACGGACGGACCUAAUGCUGGUUUUCGUUUCGUCGCCACUGGUUCUCUUGCUUUUCUCGAUGGACCAAAGUCAUCAUGCAGUUAUGGUGGACUUACAUACGCUUACACAAAUAGCUCCAUUCGAACAUGGAAGCCUGGGUCUGCAAACAUCGGACAAAUAAUACGCAUUCCACGAAUAUAUGGAGGAGGACUAUAUUCACAAUGUUCUAAUCAAGCAGUGUCCAAAGCACAUAUUUGGAUUCCACAAGUGUCGACUUUACAUGCAAACUGCAGCGGGAGUGGAGACUGUUUUGAUAAAAAAUCAGACUGCAUCAAUAAAACAUGUCAGUGUGAAGACGGCUAUUACGUAGACGAUGACAUCUGUCAAAAAUAUCUAACAUGUGAAGAGGAAGUUCCGCUUUUACCCGAUCUAGGGGUACGAGCCAGAAAUUAUUUCAUCGAUCAAUCAAGCACAUCAGACGGUAUAGUAGAUGACAAAUUUCUAAAGCUUUCUUGGUACAAUGUUAGCACGUCUAAAGGAAACUAUCAAAUGCCUGAUUCAACAACAGUGCCGUCGCCUUUUUCCUGUGGAUCAAGAAACCAAAUUUAUGUCAAUGGAACGCAUAUUACAGUUGGAAAUUUAACAAAGAACCCGGUGGAACUGACUGUAUGUUACAAGAAUUGCACAGAAACUUCCUUAGUGUCAGUCAGGAUGUGCCAAGGCUCUCUACAAUAUCAGCUCGGUAGACUUCCCUUCGAAAAGGCAGCCUACUGUUUCGAUCCACCCGAAUUACAAGGCAUUCGAGAUUUUGACCCAGUACCAGCUGUUGACAGAUUUACUUUAAAUUUGGAUGUAGAACUUCACUUCAUGCAUGCACGCCGGCAGUAUCGUCCAUAUCUAACAUUCAAUUGUACACCGUCUGCUGUUUUGCCAGAAAGCCUCUAUUACACUACAUAUUGGUAUCUUGGACCAACAUUAUUCACAGCUAUAGGACCUUCUCGUAGGAUUGAAAACCUAACUGAAGAAAUGCUUAAACAAAAGAAACAAGGACUUGACAUUUAUAUGAGUUGCGGUGUUAGAGUAUCAGCUUCUCAAACUGGUCUUCUAACUAAUUUAACAAAAAGCCCAGAGAAUUUUUACGGAAUAAAGGUACAUAAACCUACUGUGUACAUUAAAAAGGGUCAAAACGCAAAAGUAACAAUUGAGCCAACAGCACCAAUCGGAUGUAUAUAUGGGGAAAAUGAACACUUUAAAGAAACAUGUUAUCAAGACUUCCGCAUGAUUUCUCCUGAAGGAGAGGGUUGUGACUUAACUGGUUUGAUAGAUGUCGAACGGUCUAGACGGUGUGGGGGAAGAAUGAAAGCUUGUAAAUUCAAUGAAACAUGUACAGUGGGGGAAAACUAUUCAUAUGAAGUUACGACAAAAGAUAGAAAUUUCGCAGAUGGACACCAAUUCAGACUGCCUUUAAGGCUUGCUGGCGAUUUGCAUCCUAUAUGGAGAAACCACAGAAUCAAAGAUAUUAUGAUAUAUGUAACCGAUAAUGAUGCCUACAAGUAUAAACAGUGUUAUUCGCAUGUAGAUCCACAUAUGCAGACAGUAGAUGGAUAUCAUUUUGACAACCAGUAUGAGGGUGAAUUCAUCUUAUACAGAAACAUCAAAUACGGUAUUGAGGUACAAGAGAAAACGACAGUUUGUAACCAUGGAAGAGCAUACUGCGCAUGUGCUGUGGCAAUACGUGCAGGUGCAGAUAUUUUCUUGAUUAACACAUGUGGAAGGUUAAAGUUCAUAGGCUUCACUUCCUGUAGUGAUGGCGGAAUUUUAGACGUAAGAAAACGUUCGAGUUUGCGAUAUCAGGUUUUCACACCGAUUGGAACGUACAUAAAUCUUCAAAUGAGACCACAUCCUGGUUACGACAAUUUGAUAAACACGGACAUUUAUAUGGCUCCGAAAGACCUAGGUAAUACAGAGGGACUGUGUGGAUAUUUUGAUAACAUAAAGACCAAUGAUUUAAGAAAACGAAACAACAAAUCAAUUCCAAUAGAUCUUAGAAGGGGAGGACAUCGUCAUCUAGAUUUCUCUCAAGAAUGGAGGCGUAAAAGUUUCGAGACUAGUUACCUUGUGCUUAACCCUGGACAAAUUUCUUCAUGGCAUGCAGAACAGAGAGACAUGUUUUGCUAUUGCGAAAAAGCACUAACUGAUUUCCAAGGCAACAAAUCUAUGGAAGCUACGGCAAAAUGUUCCGCAUCUUUAUAUGCCGGAUGCGAAGAAAAUAAACGGUCGGUCACAAAACAAUUAUGUAAGAAAUUUCAUAAAAGAAAACGUAGAUCUUUAGAAAGAAGUAGUGUGGAACUAGAAAGACGACAACAGCUGGUCUACAAAGAACCGUUUCAAGAACACAAAAGAAAUGACAGAGCUGUCAAUGUCAACAAUAUAACGGAAAAUGAAGCCGGAAAACUUUGCGCAGAUGUAAUCAAUUCUCAACCAGCUGUGAAAACGUUUGGCCAUCGAUUGAAGGGAAUAAGUCCACAACAGGCAGUAGCCGAAUGUACUUUUGACGUUGUUGAAGGCAAUGAUAAAUCAUGGGCUGAUGUCUACCCAAGUGUACUUGAUCAGGUAAUAGAAGCCAAUAAUGAACGCGAUCCAGAGUAUGUUAAAGCUAACGCUGAUGAAGUUGCUAGUUUUAAUCUUCAGUCCUGUCUACGCAACUGCACUGGACAUGGAAACUGUUCGAUCGAAGGAGAAUGCAUGUGCAUAAAUGGGUACCAUGGACCAGACUGUAGUAUUGAUGAAAAUGAUCGUUUACGUAUAGACGAUAUUGAGGGCGGUGGGUUGUGUGACACAGAUAAUGGAAUGGAAGCAUGUCAGUGCCAGUGCCAUCAUUUUCAAACAAAUAACCUUUUAGAAAAGUUUCAAUGCAGAAUUUCUGAGACUUUGAUAUUAGUGAAUGGUUCGGAAAAAUCUUCAGAUUCGACAUUUACCCCUGGCGGGUACCUUGACAUUUACAAUGGCAUGUGCUGUGUGCAUAGUGGUCGAAAGAAACGGGCAGACAUGCCAAUCGAUGUCUUCACAAUUCGAUAUACCAUUUCGAUCAGCAAUAACGGAAGGACAUACAGCGAUGCUGCAACUAUUCAUCUGUUUGAUUCUAAAUGCCAACAGGAGAUCGCUGCUAAUGGAGAGAAACUAUUUGCUUUGAAGGACAACACUUGUUUCAUAUCUGGAUUGUGCAGAGCAGCAAAUGAAACGCUACUUACUGAUAAAUGCCGAGCAUGCCUUCCAUACUAUAAUAAACAUGUAUGGGCAGACAACUGCUAUAAACCAAAUAAAAAAGAGAGCGAUGAAAAGAAUUUGGGAUUUAUACUUGGUAUUUGUGGAGGUCUCUUGGUGUCUGUUAUCGUAUUAAUGAUGAUUUGCAUCUUCAAACGCACGAUUGGCCGUCGAAUGAAAUCAGUUUCGGACGCCGCAAUUUUGGACGUAAAACCACAGAAGGAGAUGGUACAUGCGUAUCCUCGUCUAGAUCCUAAGCUGAUACGCCAUAGAAACAAAGAAUAAAAAAAUGGUCCAAGAGGCAUUCUGUUUUAAAUAUUUGUUACGACAUUCUAGCUUUUCUUCUAUCGAAACAUGUAACACGUUCGAGACGGAUGGAAUGAGAGUGAAGUGUCGUAGUUUGAAUUUCUUAUGAAAUUUUAGAUUAAAGAAUAAAUGAUAACUACAUGUUUCCAUAACUAAUAAAAUGGAAUAAUUAAAAAUUACAUACGGUGAAGCUGGUUUGAUACUCUCUUGGGUUUUCAUUAACUUUGCUACUAUGUUAAGGUAUUAUUAUUAUUUGCAUAGAAACUUUGAUAUAAUUAGAUAUUUCAAUAUGGUUUGUUAAAUGAGACUUUUACUACAGUUUUAUACCUGUGACCCGCAUAACUUUGUUUUUAUGUGUGUAGGAAUAACAACCGAUGUGGUGGACAACAUAAUUAUGAAGCAGUCUUUUAAUACAUGUAUAUCAAAUUAUAAAGUGUGUUUAUAGUCACUUUUAUUAUAAGUUUGUUUAGUACAUUAGUGAAUUUGGAUGCAAAUGACUUUGUAAUACUUUCAAUAAAAAUCUUUGUUUUUAAGUAAAUAGUUAGUUAACGAAAAAAGUUUU